CCGCGUGGAGUCCAUGAUGCUACGCGUGGCCAAGCCGUUGAACUACAUCCCUGUGACACCCAGCAUCCAGCAGCGAGCCCAGCAGAGGGCGCCGCAGUGCAUUCCUCUAGUGAUGGAGCCCGAGUCUCGCUUCUACAGCAACUCAGUGAUUGUACUGGACUUCCAGUCGCUUUAUCCCUCCAUUGUCAUCGCGUACAACUACUGCUACUCCACCUGCCUUGGCCACGUGGACAGCCUGGGAACGCCUGAUGAGUUUAGGUUCGGCUGCACCUCCCUACGGGUUCCUCCGGAGCUCCUCUACCAGCUCCGCAAUGACAUCACCGUGUCACCCAACGGCAUCGCCUUCGUCAAGUCCUCAGUGCGUAAAGGGGUCCUGCCCAGCAUGCUGGAGGAAAUCCUCAACACGCGGAUCAUGGUGAAGCAGUCGAUGAAAGCCCACAAGCAGGACAAGGCCCUGAUGAGGCUGCUGCACGCCCGGCAGCUCGGGCUGAAGCUCAUCGCAAACGUCACCUUUGGCUACACCGCCGCCAACUACUCCGGACGCAUGCCCAGCGUGGAGGUUGGAGACAGCAUCGUCCACAAAGCCAGAGAGACCCUGGAGAGAGCCAUCAAGAUGGUCAAUGACACUAAGAAAUGGGGAGCACGCGUUGUGUACGGAGACACCGACAGGUAGGCUUUAAUAUUUUUAAUAUGCACC
Morone saxatilis (striped sea-bass) is the source of this 697-nucleotide messenger RNA. RefSeq names its product DNA polymerase zeta catalytic subunit-like. Gene Ontology annotation, cellular component: nucleus; zeta DNA polymerase complex. The transcript is spliced from 4 exons. Lineage: Eukaryota; Metazoa; Chordata; Actinopteri; Moronidae. The record is from RefSeq and is a predicted model, not a curated record. Bases 14 to 673 code for a protein of 219 amino acids. Gene Ontology annotation, molecular function: nucleotide binding; DNA binding; DNA-directed DNA polymerase activity. Gene Ontology annotation, biological process: double-strand break repair via homologous recombination; error-prone translesion synthesis.